CAGGAUUGGUCACCACAGCACCAGCGACGACAGCUCGGCCUACCGCUCCGUAGACGAGGUGAACUACUGGGACCAAACAGGACCCACCCCAUCUCUCGGCUGCGUCACUACAUGACGGCCCGCUCCUGGUGGUCCGAGGAGGACGAGAGGAGCUGGAGGAAACAGAGCCGGUAAGAUGGUGAUGGAGGCGUUUGAGAAGGCUGAGAAGAGGCACAAGCCCCACCCUGACUUGAUGUUCUCUGACGUGUAUGAAGAGAUGACCCCUAACCUGGUCAAGCAGAAGGAGUCCAUGUGGAGACACAUCCAGCAGUAUAAAGAGCACUAUCCCCUGGAUGCCUACGCCAAGUAAACACCACCACUGGAGGAAACUACAAAACCAGGAUCAAGGAGUUAGCCGGCUAAACAUUUAUUUUCUGGUUCAUUAAAAAAGCUAAAACUUUUUUUUUUUGUUUGUUGAAUCAAUUAGACCAUGCCCAAGUUUAUCUGUCUAAAACAAUAUAUAACAUUUAGGCUAGUUAGUUAGCUAACUCGUUGGUUUGCUGAUAGUAUAUCCUUCAGGUUCUGGCGAGUACCACAUGGUUACCUAUUCCCGACUCUAGAUGGCACCCUAUUCCCUACUCUAGAUGGAACCCUAUUCCCUAC
Salvelinus sp. IW2-2015 is the source of this 642-nucleotide messenger RNA. Lineage: Eukaryota; Metazoa; Chordata; Actinopteri; Salmoniformes; Salmonidae. The record is from RefSeq and is a predicted model, not a curated record.